ACGGCGCCCCGGCACGGCCAUGCCGGGCCGCCUGCUGCGGGCCCUGGGGCAGCGAUGGCGCCGCUACAGGUACCGCUUCGUGCCCUGGAUCGCGCUGAACCUAAGCCACAACCCGAGGACCCUCCGAUAUGUUCCAGAGGAAUCCAAAGACAAAGUUAUCUCAGAUGAAGAUGUCCUAGGAACAUUACUGAAAGUUUUCCAGGCUCUAUUCAUAAAUGAUUUUGAUAAGCAAUCAGAUAUCUUGACUGUGCUUCCAGAACCUGUUAAAUCAAAAUAUCAAGACCUACUGUCAGUUCAGCAUCCAAGGGUGAAACAGCUUGAAUACAGACAUCAACAACAAAAUACCUUUACACCAGAAGAAAUUCUUUAUAAAACAUUGGGUUUCACUGUUGCCCGAGCACCUAGCUCAUUGAUUUCUGCUGGAAGAGGUGUCUUCGUUACUAAAGGAUUGGUACCAAAAGGCGCGGUCGUAUCUAUGUAUCCCGGUACAGUGUAUCAGAAGUACGAGCCAAUCUUUUUCCAGUCCAUUGGAAAUCCAUUUAUUUUUAGAUGCCUAGAUGGGAUACUCAUAGAUGGAAAUGACAAAGGAAUAUCAAAAGUCGUGUAUAGAUCUUGCAAUGGGCGGGAUCGACUUGGCCCUUUAAAAAUGAGUGAUAGUACAUGGCUAACGUCAGAAAUUCAUAACCCACUGGCUGUAGGACAGUAUGUCAACAAUUGUUCAAAUGACAGAGCAGCUAAUGUCUGUUAUCAGGAAUUUGAUGUGCCUGCAGUGUUCCCUAUAGAACUGAAGCAAUAUCUUCCAAACAUUGCCUACAGCUAUGACAAACAAAGUCCACUUCGAUGUGUCAUUCUUGUCGCACUCAGGGACAUCAAACAAGGAGAAGAGCUUUUCUCAAACUACUAUACAAUUGUCAGCUGACUCUAUGAAAUUAGGUUUUCUACUCAGCUAUUAACUCUAAAAUGUUUUUUGUUUCUCUGAGUUCCACCUGCAGAACAAAUAUUUUAAAACCUAAACAGAGUGGGAAUUUUUGGUUUUUAUUGAUAUUUGUGUUUCAAUUCCAUCAUAAGCUGUUUGUUUCCUUAUAAUUUCAAAUUUGUACUACAAUUCCAGUGUUAAUUGGUUUUAACUUAAGUACACUGUAGCUUCAUAAUUAAAACCUACUGUCUGAACUUAUAAUUUCAGCAUUUAUUUUUAUAUCUCUGUGGUCGUUUAUCAAAUUUUAGCCAAUUUGUACAAAAGUACAAGCAAUUCUUAUGCUGUUGAUGUGUACUAACUUCCAUAAAAACUUAAUUUUUCUGCAAUAUAC
Messenger RNA from Hippopotamus amphibius kiboko, 1307 nucleotides. RefSeq names its product SET domain containing 9 (gene SETD9). NCBI's taxonomy places the organism in Eukaryota, Metazoa, Chordata, Mammalia, Artiodactyla, Hippopotamidae. The record is from RefSeq and is a predicted model, not a curated record. The transcript is spliced from 6 exons. The coding region runs from base 20 to 919 and encodes 299 amino acids. Gene Ontology annotation, molecular function: protein binding.